Molecule: messenger RNA, 1251 nt
Organism: Nerophis lumbriciformis (worm pipefish)
Lineage: Eukaryota; Metazoa; Chordata; Actinopteri; Syngnathiformes; Syngnathidae
Source: RefSeq, a predicted model, not a curated record
AUGGCGUCCCGGCGACCGGACAGCUUCGACGGACUCGGAUACCGUCACGGCGGCGGGAGUGAGGCGCCCUACUCGAUGCAGCAGCCACAGCACCUCCACUGGGUGACCACGCCACCGGACAUCCCUGGCAGCCGAAACCUGCACACCGGAGAUCGGACGCCGUUGUACGAGGGAGGAGCCGCGGGGGAACGCGACUGGGACACCGGCCCGCAACAACCUCCGCCACCGCCGCCCCCUCCUGAACAGCUGAACCGACUCACCGGUUUCGGGAUCGGACUCGUCAGUCUGUUUGCAGAGAAUGUGCUGACCCAUCCCUGCGUGGUCUUUCGCCGCCAGUGUCAGGUCAACUACCACGCGCGCUGCUACCACCUGACGCCCUUUGGCGCCCUGGCCGUCAUGUACGCCAUCAGCAAGGCGCAGGGUCCCCGGGCGCUGUGGAAGGGUCUGGGCAGCACCUUUGUGGUCCACGGCGUGACGCUGGGAGCCGAGGGAAUCAUCGGCGAGUUCACGCCCUUGCCGCGGGAGAUGCCUCAGCGCUGGAACGCCAAAGAGCUGGCCGCUCACUUCCUGCUGAAAGGUUUGGCGGCGCUGGCGGCACUUCCUUUCUAUUGCGCCAGCCUCAUCGAGACGGUCCAGAGCGAGAUCGUGCGCGACGAGUCGUCGUCGGGGCUGCUGGACUGCGUGCGAGAAGGCGCGGCCCGCCUGCUGGGCGCCGGCGCCCCCCAUAGCCGACGUCUGCUGCCCCUGAGCUGCCUGCUACUGCCGGCGGCGGGCCUGGCCGUCCUGCGCUACGCCGCGGGUACCGCCGUGCAGCGCGCAGCUCUCUGGCUGCAUCGGCGCCGGCGGAGGAAGGACGAGGAGGAGCGGCGGGGGGAGCCCGGCCCGAGCCCGACCGAGACGCUGGAUGCCCACUUCCCCGAGCUGGCGGCGGCCUGGCUGGGCUCGCUGGCGGCCGAGGCGCUGGCCUUCCCGCUCGAGACCACGCUGCACCGGCUGAGCCUGCAGGGGACCCGCACCAUCAUCGACGCCACGGACGGCGGCGGCGCCGACGGCCCGCUGGUCCUGCCCGUCAACACGCAGUACGACGGCACCGCCGACUGCUUCCGCACCAUCCGGCGCAAGGAGGGCCCGGCCGGCUUCUACCGCGGCUUCGGGGCGCUGACUGCCCAGUUUGCGCUGCACGGCGCUCUGCUGGCCGCCGCCCGGACAAUUUUCCGCCUGCUACUGCUGCAAAGGGCCCGGGCCGCCUAG